AUGGCGACGCCGGUGGUAAAGCUGAUGGCGCUCCCCGUGGAGGGGAAGAAGGACGAGAAGGUGGUCAGGUGGCUCAAGCACUACUCCUCCGCGCAGAGCAUUCUCAUCGUCGGCGACGGCGACUUCUCCUUCUCCCGUGCGCUCGCCACCGCCUUCGGCUCCGGCGCCAACCUCGUCGCCACGUCCCUAGACUCAUACGGGGCGUUGAUCUGCAAGCAUCACCAAGCCGAAUCAAACGUAAGAGAGCUGAAGAAAAUGGGGGCCACAGUUUUGCAUGACGUCGAUGUGAAUAAUAUGAAGCUUCAUACUUGUAUGAAGAUGAAACGGUUCGAUCGGAUUGUAUUCAAUUUCCCACAUGCAGGUUUCACUGGACAGGAGACCCAGCUGCAUGUGAUCAACUCACACAAGGAGCUGGUGAGGGUCUUUUUUCGGAAUGCAAGCAACUUGCUUUGUCCUGAUGGUGAAGUCCACGUCAGCCACAAGACUGGGCAGCCUUAUGACAGAUGGGAUAUCGAGCAAUUGGCAUCUGAAUAUUCACUUGUUAUGUUUGAGAAAGUUGGUUUUGCCAAAGGCGACUACCCUGGUUACAACCAGAAGAAAGGAGAUGGUCGCAAGUGCAAUCGAUCUUUCCCUCUGCGUAAUGGCUGCACUUUCAAGUUCCGCAUGGCGCGUAAAGAAUCUGAAGACGAAAGUGCGAUGUAUUGUCUUGUUGCUGCAAUGGCAAAGAUGAGCAUGGCUCGCGCUCACGAUAAUGUGACUAUGUAA
Molecule: messenger RNA, 765 nt
Organism: Triticum dicoccoides
Lineage: Eukaryota; Viridiplantae; Streptophyta; Magnoliopsida; Poales; Poaceae
Product: heavy metal-associated isoprenylated plant protein 41-like
Exons: 3
Coding region: 1-765 (254 amino acids)
Biological process (GO): rRNA base methylation
Cellular component (GO): cytoplasm
Molecular function (GO): rRNA (uridine-N3-)-methyltransferase activity
Source: RefSeq, a predicted model, not a curated record